Messenger RNA from Hibiscus syriacus, 2465 nucleotides. Its product is annotated as BTB/POZ domain-containing protein At5g66560-like. The record is from RefSeq and is a predicted model, not a curated record. The transcript is spliced from 4 exons. Gene Ontology annotation, molecular function: protein binding. The coding region runs from base 162 to 2177 and encodes 671 amino acids. NCBI's taxonomy places the organism in Eukaryota, Viridiplantae, Streptophyta, Magnoliopsida, Malvales, Malvaceae.
UCCGACGCCUAACCCCGGUCCCUUCCAUUCGUUCUUCUGCUCUCUUCUCUAAACUGAAGAACUUGAAGGAAAAAAGAGAGGAAAAAGAAUGGAUCUACUUUAGUUUUCUUCAGAAGAGUGUCUGGAAAUCCAAAGCAUUUUGAAUUUCAUCCGGAGGAAAAAUGGCAACAGACAAACCUAGCUCUAAAGGCCAAGCAUGGUUUUGUGCCACUGGUUUACCCACUGAUAUUAUCAUUGAAGUUGAUGAUAUGACUUUUCAUCUCCAUAAGUUUCCAUUGAUAUCCAAAAGCCGAAAGCUUGAUCAGUUAAUAGAAGACCAAGGUCGGAAACCAUCUACCGCAACCGUUGCCAAACAGAAGCAACGUGAAACCGAGACUGAAAUCGAAGAAGAAGCAGAGGAAUAUGAAUAUCAAGAGCAACAAGAUGAAGAAGAAGAGGCUUGUUACCAGAUAUCUCUCCAGGAUUUCCCUGGUGGUUCGGACACUUUUGAGACCGCCGCCAAAUUCUGUUACGGUGUAAAAAUCGAUCUCUCAUCCUCCACCGUUGUUCCUCUCCGUUGCGCCGCCGAAUUUCUCGAAAUGACUGAUGAGUACUCCGAGGAUAACCUUAUUUCCAAAACAGAAAGGUUCCUUUCUCAUUCCGUUUUUAAAAGCCUUAAAGAAUCGAUCAAAGCGUUAAAAUCAUGCGAAUCAGUGAUGACUUUAGCGGAAUCUUUAGGCAUUGUUCAGAGAUUGAUUGAUUCGAUUGCCUCGAGACCUUCUUUUGUAGAUCCGACUCUGUUUGGCUGGCCAGUGAAUGACGGAGCGAUUGAAGCUAAAGGAGCGUCGACUCAAGCUUUAUGGAACGGAGUCGAAACUGGUUUGAGAAGAAAAGCUCUUGCUCGAACAAACAAUGUAGAGUCGUGGUUUGAAGAUCUGGCAUUGCUGAGUUUACCGCUAUUUCAACGCUUCAUUUUAACGUUGAAAGGGCGAGAUCCGAGUUCAGAGGUCAUCGAAAGCUGCCUUAUGUGUUACGCUAAGAAGUACAUUCCCGGAACGUCGCGGUCCAAUCGGAAACCGUCAUCGUCCUCGGCUGCCGCUAUUUCAGAGAGUGAACAGCGAGAGCUUUUGGAAACUAUUAUAUCGAACCUCCCAUUAGAAACGACCUGUUCAACAACCGCGACGCGAUUCUUAUUCGCUUUGUUGCGAACCGCUAAUAUUUUAAAUGCAUCUGAAUCUAGCAAAGCCACGUUGGAGAGGAAGAUCGGUUUCCACCUCGAGGAAGCUACUCUAGACGAUCUAUUAAUCCCUAGCUAUUCGUACCUCAACGAGACGCUCUAUGACAUAGAUUGCGUUGAGAGGAUUUUAGGUUAUUUUUUGGAAGGAUUAGAAGAGGGAAAAGCAGAAGGAAUCGAAGCCGAAAACGAAGGUAACAACGAUAACAUUAUUAAUAGCAGUAGGCUGCCUGCAUUAAUGCUCGUCGGUAAAUUAAUCGACGGUUACCUUUCCGAGAUCGCAACUGACGCCAAUUUGAAGUCGGAGAAGUUCUAUAAUCUCGAAAUUUCACUUCCCGGUCAAGCUAGAAACUUCGACGACGGACUUUACAGAGCUGUUGACGUAUACCUCAAGGCGCAUCCUUGGAUACCGGAAUCGGAGCGGGAAAAGAUAUGCGGAGUGUUAGACUGUCAAAAGCUGACACUGGAAGCAUGCACGCACGCGGCACAAAACGAGCGGUUGCCGUUACGGGCGGUGGUCCAAGUGUUGUUUUUCGAGCAGUUGCAGCUACGCCACGCGAUUGCCGGGACGUUGUUGGAGGCGGAAGCGGCGCCGAUGAAUGUGGGGAGGUUGUCGGAAACGAGGAGAGAGGACGAGGGAGGAGAAGAGGAAGAAAGGGUGGGCGAAUCACGUGAGGAGGAAGGAAGAAGUAGUAGUAGCACGUGGAGAGCAGCCGUAAGGGAGAAUCAGGUGCUGCGACUGGGCAUGGAUAGCAUGAGGACGCGGGUACAUCAACUAGAGAAGGAAUGUUCGACAAUGAAGAAAGUGAUCCAGAAUAUUGAGAAAGAAGGUACACCACGUGGCGGUGGUUGGAGAGGAUCACUGAAUAAAAGGUUUGGGUGCAAGUUCAAGACUCAUGUUUGUGAUUCCCAUGUGUCAGCGGUUGCAGAGACUCGAAGGGGAAGCCAUCAUCAUCGACAAUAGAGGUUCUUGCACAAGAACAUAAUAAUUAAAAAAUAAUAAUGCUUAUUAUUAUUAUUAUUAUUUGCUUUUUUAUUGAACUGUUCUUUUGAGGCACUGGACAACGCAAGGAAUGUAAAUAACGAAAAGGGCAGGUCAUGAUGGGCCAGCAGAGUUAGUAGGGAAGUGUGGAGUAAUUGUUUAGUAAAAAAGUAUUUUUAAAUUUUUGUGGUGCGUGGACGUGCGGGACGCUUGCGUUUGGAGUUCUAGUAAUUAUGAUUUAGGAGUAUUGUCUUUAAAAAUUGAAGUGCG